AUGAAGUUUUAUUCCGUUUUCUUCAUCUUCGGCUUCAUCGCUCUCCAGUUUCUACCCCUCUCCACCCAGCAAGGUACCGAAUCAUGUAAUUCAGCUCUACCCCUCAACGACCUCACCAUCAAUUCCAGCCUCCUUCAAUGCGUCGAAGCUUGGUCUUCCCAGAAUUUCAUCAUCCGAUAUGCUAAAACGGUAGAUAACACGUGGAGCUUCAUCUUAUCGGCGCCGGAUUUAGGCGCCUACAUCGGGAUCGGAUUCUCGACCAACGGUAGGAUGAUCGGAGCCAGCGCGAUCGUCGGAUGGAUGCCAGCCGACGGCGGAGGAGGACAGGUGAAACCGUACUUUCUCGGAGGGCAAUCGCCACCUGAGGUGAUGCCUGACCAAGGAGAUUUGAAGAUCGUCAACGGCUCCUUGAAGAUCGAGUCAGUCUCGUCGCGUCUUUACAUGAGCUUUGAACUUACGGCGGAGCUGCCACGUCAGAGCCUUCUCUACGCUAUGGGACCUGCCGGAAUUUUCCCGACUUCGCCGGAUUUCAGGUUGAGGGAGCACCGCGUCAUGACCGCCACGACCAUCAAUUAUAUUACAGGUUCGCAAAGUGUGGUUAAGGGGUCACCACAUGAUAAGCUAAGGAAGACACAUGGGCUAAUGAACAUUGCCAAUAACGUUGCCACUCACGCAAGCCUUGGGAUAGCCAUACUCGUCAUGGGCAUUCUCCAGGUCCUUGCGAUGCUGGCUAGACCGCACUUAGACUCGAAAUACAGAAAGUAUUGGAAUUGGUAUCAUCACAACGUAGGAAGAGUACUGAUAAUACUCGCUAUUUCAAACAUCUUCUAUGGUAUUCAUUUGGCUAAAGCUGGUUCUUCAUGGAAUGGUGGUUACGGUUUUGCGGUGGCGGUCUUGGCUUUGACUGCUAUUGGAUUAGAAGUUAAAAAGUUCAUGAACAAGUAA
Molecule: messenger RNA, 945 nt
Organism: Microthlaspi erraticum
Lineage: Eukaryota; Viridiplantae; Streptophyta; Magnoliopsida; Brassicales; Brassicaceae
Source: the annotation of a GenBank genome assembly